Molecule: messenger RNA, 1041 nt
Organism: Actinia tenebrosa (Australian red waratah sea anemone)
Lineage: Eukaryota; Metazoa; Cnidaria; Anthozoa; Actiniaria; Actiniidae
Product: putative N-acetyltransferase 16
Molecular function (GO): acyltransferase activity, transferring groups other than amino-acyl groups
Source: RefSeq, a predicted model, not a curated record
AUUAACUAUGACUAGACUCUAAUCUCUGCAUUAGAUAUCCAUUUGUCUUAAAUUGUUUAAACGAUGAGCAAUCAACUGAUCCUCCGUCUUGCGAAUGAAGACGACUUUGAACAAGUUCUUGACAUUUCUCGAGGUAUUUACGAAGGUGAAGACUAUCUUCAGUUAACUUUUCACGAUUGGUUAAAAGCUCCUGWAAAGCAUGUUCUUGUAGGCGAAGUGGAAGGCAAAAUGAUUGCAUUACAAGUGGUGAAUAUUAUGCCUGAUAAAACAAAGUGCUUCACACAAGCUCUUCGUGUUCACCCCAAGUAUCGUGGUAAAGGAUAUGGCUAUCAAAUGGUGUUGGCYGUAGAUGACUUUAUACGUCAUAUUCAUCCUAAACUCGUUUUGAAAUUUUACACAGCUGUAUCGCUCGCAAGAAUUGCCAUCUCCAAACGACUACGUGACAAAGUUAUUGCUGAAUGCGAUUUACACCAGGUACAAAUCACCGAGGCCUGCCAUCUUGGAGGUUCAACAGACCUUUCAUUAGUCUGUUAUUCUAAAGAACACGCUGCACAAGCAAUUCUAAACCCAAACAUAUCUCGCCUGUUUUUUGGUCGAAAUAUUCUAAUGAUUGACUGGCUUCCUUAUGAAGCAAAACAAUCGAAUAUUGAUYUGAUAUUURAAGAYGAUGAUMAAAUGUUUGCAGAUUUCAAGCUUGAUGAACUUAAUUCUAGAGAGCCGAAGUCCUUCAGCCAYGGCCGUMUUUCGCAUCGAGAGAGCUCAGUGAWAUGGUSUUGUACCAUAUACACAGACAACCAGAAGUUGUUUAAGUUGCAUUUAAAACAACAAUUAGUAAGCGCUACAGAAGCGAUUGGAAAUGAGUUCAGCUUAAGCGUGUUUCAUCCGAAAUGCGUGUCUUUAGAAGGAGAGAAAGUGCUAAAGGAACUUAUUCAAUUAGCAGAAAACGGCCUCAGCGUUAAAAGUAGCGUUGUAAAAUUGUUUGAAACAACUCUGUGAACCAUGACAAAUGCUAAUGAUGAUGUAAUCGGGCGUCAGUGUUUU